This is a messenger RNA of Stomoxys calcitrans (stable fly), 5714 nucleotides long. It is a transcript of the gene FBXO11, whose product is annotated as F-box only protein 11. The transcript has 7 exons. The record is from RefSeq and is a predicted model, not a curated record. Gene Ontology annotation, biological process: ubiquitin-dependent protein catabolic process; protein ubiquitination; regulation of apoptotic process. The coding region runs from base 892 to 4458 and encodes 1188 amino acids. NCBI's taxonomy places the organism in Eukaryota, Metazoa, Arthropoda, Insecta, Diptera, Muscidae. Gene Ontology annotation, molecular function: zinc ion binding; protein binding.
AAUUUGAUUGCUUAAAAUAAAUAUAAAUAUAUAACAUUUGCAUGAAAAAAUUGUGACAAAGGCUAAUAAUAAUCCCGGAAUGAUUACUCCUUCCUGUGUUGCCGAAUAACCCAAAACAUUCGUUGUUGAUGUGGUAACUCUGAUGGGAUAAACAGAACAAACUAGGAUCAAUGAAUGUCAAGGGCGGUAUGCGGAGAUCGCAUGUGCAAUCCGUUGUGUCAUCUUAAUUUUUAAGCAGACAAUUACUUAAUGUGAUUGGUCUAUUCAAACAUACAUUGAAAUUUUCUUUUAAAGUCCUUUUAAUCACUAUCAUCCCACAAAUUACAUUCUGACAACAAAUAAUUUUUCUUAAUUUUAAAAAGUUGGCAACUCUGCAAAACGAAAAUGGCGUUCCCGUCGUUCCUUUUGUUAUCCGUGCAGCUGGGAAGUGUAGUAAAUGUGAAGUACUUGUAUAUGUGUGUGUGUGCUGUUCAAAUGCACUGAAAAGUUAUGUUCUCUCUUCCUUAUCCCUUCGGUUGAUAAGUGGAGCCCAAAAUUCGAUUUGAAAGAUUUCAUCGUUUUAAUAAGAUAUAUCGGCUUCGUUUACAGCAUUCUUUUUUAUUAGCCUAAUUAUUAUGAUAAAGACGGCUAUGGUGAAAUGAAAUAUGAACAAAAUGAAUGAAUAAAAAAUCCCAGACUUCCCAUACAAAGCAGUGUGUGUAGUGGUUCUACUGCUUCUGCCGUGUGUCGCUGUUCUGUUUGUUGUGUGAAGGGUUGAACUUCGCGGAUUUGUUGUGUAUAUGGUGAAGAAAGAUAUUUUACUGUGAAAACCACAAAUUUAGAAUAAGGUGUAAAUCAUAACGGCACAUUCUGUUGCAUUUAGAUUUUAGUCAACAACACAAGUUGGUGAAAAUGCCUAGUGCAUCAUUUACCUCGUCGCGCUCUUAUGUGCGGCGCUCCAAACGAAAGGGUGCCAAUCGCAUAGCUCUGCCCAAUCGUCCGGUUGGAAAUAUCAUGGAUCCCAUGCUACAAAAUGCAUCGUCUCAAAUAAUACAAAACCAUUCGGCCAUCAAUAGCACCUCCACAUCGUCGACCACAGGUUCAUGUCCACCAACAACCGCAAGUACAUCGAAUGCAGCAGGUCUGUCGUCUUUAAAACAAAGUUUAGGUGGAACAGCUGGAUCAUCCGCUGGUGAUAUGUAUGAUAGUUCAGGACCAUCUUGCUCAAAGUCUAGCCAAGGACACAACUCUUCGACAAAUAUGGGCUUAAAUCAAUUGGGCAGUGGUGCAAAUACUGGUGGUAACAAUUCGGGUCAGGUGUCAUUGUUCAAUUCACUAUCAGAAUAUGUGGGAAUGCAUAUAAAUGACUCUGAUGCAGGCACAUCGAGUAGUGGUGGGUUUUUAUCCGGGAUUGCAGCAGCAACUUCAACAUCCACAUCUGCGGCAUCAACAUCAUCAUCGUCGUCAACAUCAAACGCAUGCGUUCAUCAAUCACCCUACGAUCUUCGUAGUAAACUACCCACAAGCAGUAGUCAAGAUCAAUGGCCCACAUCUGCAGUAUUGCCAUCAUCUAGCACUAACAAUGUAACUGCGACCAGCAAUACCUCCCCUACGCCGUCUUGCUCACAUGCAACACAUAGCCAUAGCACAUCCAUGACAGGAGUUAUAGUGGGUCCCUCGUCUUCAUCAUCAUCAACGUCUUCUGGCUCAAAUUUGAUGAACACCAGCAGUGCGACUGCUACAAGCACUUCCAAUCAGUCAUCCGCCGCUGUUAUUCACGCACCCUCAACAAAUGCGUCGUUCCCGGUGAACAAUGCCCACGCAACAGGAGCUCCUCUCACACACCCGCCAACUGUACACAGUUCCAUACCACAACAGCAUUGUAGUGCUCUGCCCAUAGGCGGAUCAGAUGCAAAUAGUUUCAUGUUACCAGCCCGCAAAAGGUCUCGGCGCUUAUACACGGUAAAUGUGGAUACGGCCCUAUUGUCCCCGCCCAGUUUAGGAGGAGGAGGUGGCAACAGCUUUGUGGGACCUUCUGCUGCACAGUAUUUACAGUAUGAACUGCCCGAUGAGGUGCUGCUGGCAAUUUUCUCUUAUCUAUUGGAGCAAGAUUUGUGCCGUUUGGCACAAGUGUGCAAGCGUUUCAAUACUAUUGCCAACGACACUGAACUAUGGAAACGUUUAUAUCAGUCGGUCUUCGAAUAUGAUCUCCCGCUGUUCAAUCCGGAAAUUUGCAAAUUUGUCUUUGAGAAACCAGAAGAGUCGGAGUAUCCAAACGCAUGGAAAGAGAGUUUUCGCCAACUAUACCGAGGUGUCCAUGUGCGCCCAGGUUAUCAAAAUAAGAAAUAUUCUGGUCGUAGCAUAGUCUUUUUCGAUACCAUACAAGCUGCCCUUGACUAUCCGGAGGAAAGAGCGGCCGUAGUGGGCGGGGCAUCGACCUUAGCGGCAGCCAUAAAUGCGGGUCUCUCAAAUCCAACAGCUGGUGGGGCGAGUGUUAAUGCACUGGCCAAUAUGUAUGAGGACAAUGUGCCACCCCUAGAUCAUCCGGGUCCUUUGAUAUUCCUACAUGCUGGUCAUUAUAAAGGGGAAUAUCUUUUCAUUGAUUCGGAUGUGGCUUUAAUUGGUGCAGCCGCCGGCAAUGUGGCCGAAGCGGUGGUGCUUGAGCGAGAAGCAGGUUCCACGGUCAUGUUUGUGGAAGGAGCCAAAUACGCUUAUGUGGGUUAUUUAACAUUGAAAUUCUCUCCUGAUGUCACAUCGACGGUUUCCCAUCACAAACACUAUUGUCUUGACAUUGGAGAGAAUUGUUCGCCCACGGUUGAUAAUUGCAUCAUACGCAGUUCGUCUGUUGUGGGGGCAGCUGUAUGCGUGGGCGGAGUUAAUGCCAAUCCAAUUAUAAGAAACUGUGACAUUAGCGAUUGUGAAAAUGUGGGAUUGUAUGUCACCGAUUAUGCCCAAGGCACAUACGAGCACAACGAAAUCAGUCGCAAUGCCCUUGCUGGAAUAUGGGUAAAGAAUUAUGCCUCUCCAAUAAUGAGGGAGAAUCACAUACACCAUGGACGUGAUGUGGGUAUUUUUACAUUCGAAAAUGGAAUGGGCUAUUUUGAAAAGAACGAUAUUCACAACAAUAGAAUAGCGGGAUUUGAGGUGAAGGCAGGUGCCAAUCCAACAGUGGUCAAAUGUGAGAUUCAUCAUGGCCAAACCGGUGGUAUUUACGUGCACGAGAAUGGCUUGGGUCAGUUCAUAGAGAAUCGUAUACAUUCAAACAAUUUUGCAGGUGUUUGGAUAACUUCGAACAGCAAUCCCACAAUAAGGAAAAAUGAAAUCUACAAUGGUCAUCAGGGAGGCGUUUAUAUAUUCGGCGAAGGUCGUGGUCUGAUUGAGCACAAUAAUAUUUAUGGCAAUGCCUUGGCUGGCAUACAAAUACGCACAAACAGUGAUCCCAUAGUACGGCACAACAAAAUUCACCACGGCCAACAUGGUGGGAUUUAUGUGCACGAAAAAGGUCAGGGUUUAAUCGAAGAGAAUGAGGUGUAUUCAAAUACAUUGGCUGGUGUAUGGAUAACUACGGGUAGUACUCCUGUUUUAAGGCGGAAUCGAAUACAUUCCGGCAAACAAGUUGGUGUUUAUUUCUAUGACAAUGGCCAUGGAAAACUGGAAGACAAUGAUAUUUUCAAUCAUUUGUAUUCGGGCGUUCAAAUACGUACCGGCAGCAAUCCCGUGAUAAGAGGCAAUAAAAUCUGGGGUGGCCAAAAUGGCGGAGUACUCGUCUACAAUGGUGGCUUGGGCCUUUUGGAGCAGAAUGAAAUUUUCGAUAAUGCCAUGGCUGGUGUUUGGAUUAAGACUGAUUCGAAUCCCACAUUGAAACGCAAUAAAAUCUAUGAUGGUCGCGACGGUGGCAUUUGUAUAUUCAAUGGCGGCAAAGGCAUACUCGAAGAGAAUGACAUUUUCCGUAACACCCAAGCGGGUGUUUUAAUAUCUACACAAUCCCAUCCCAUAUUGCGGCGUAAUCGUAUCUACGAUGGACAAGCAGCCGGCGUAGAGAUUACCAAUAAUGCAACUGCCACUCUGGAAUAUAAUCAAAUAUUUAAGAACAAAUUUGGUGGCCUCUGUUUGGCCAGCGGUGUUCAACCCAUAACGAGAGGUAAUCAAAUUUUUAACAACGAAGAUGAGGUGGAAAAGGCCGUGUCGGGUGGCCAAUGCCUCUACAAAAUAAGCAGCUAUACUUCAUUUCCUAUGCACGAUUUCUAUCGGUGUCAAACGUGCAAUACCACAGAUCGCAAUGCCAUUUGUGUGAAUUGCAUUAAAAAUUGUCAUGCAGGGCAUGAUGUGGAGUUUAUAAGACAUGAUCGUUUCUUCUGUGAUUGUGGUGCCGGCACCUUAUCGAAUCAGUGUCAAUUGCAGGGUGAGCCUACACAAGAUACCGAUACUCUGUAUGAUUCAGCGGCGCCCAUGGAGUCUCAUACACUAAUGGUAAAUUAACUAGAACUUUAAACACUUGGCGAUUUGCAGUCUACAUUUUCAUCCCAAACCUCGGCGCAUGAAAGGCACAAUAGACGAAAUUGGCUACAGUUCAAGCAAUUAUGUAUUUCGUAAGACUAUCAUCUCGUCUAUUCCCAUAAUCGUAGAAAUCGGCAAACAAAACAAAAACAAAAGCGAAAGCAAAAGAAAACAAGUUACUUCGAGUUAUUAUUGUUGCUAUAUAUAUUUUAUACAUACAUGUACAUAAAUAUGCAUAUAUGUAUGUAUGUUGCACAAUGUGCUAUGCAUUGGCAAUGAUAACAAGUGAACGAUAAAGGACGGUGAUGGUCGAUCUACAAUACAUAUGCAAAUGCAUUCAACAAGCAGCAGGCACACUAUAAGAAUAGUCUUUUAAGAGUAUCCUCUUAUGUAUCUUCUUCCUUUAUUAGAAAUAGUUGCGCAUAUACAAACAAAAUAGCUUAUUUUACAUUUUAAGUUGAAUGUAGUACUUAUGGGAAAGUUACUGAUUAGUUUGCUACUAUAACAACAACAACAACAACUACUACGUAAUACAACAUAAAACUAUAUGCAAAGUUUCAUAAUGAUAAAAAAAAGAAAAUGAAUUUCUCUCGAAUUUAGAAAGAUUAAAAAAAAAACAAAAAAAUCAGUAUUUACCCUCUCUAUAUAACCCUACACACACACACACGCCCACACCCCCCCCACACACACACACCCCAUAAAUCAUCGUAUUACACACACCCACAAAUAUACCCAUAGAUGCAAGCGAGCCAUUUAUGUCAGUUUCAAAUGUAUAAGAAUUGCUUUAAGUUUUUCCACCCGUCUUUAAUGUAUGGUGAAUUCGAGUCGUUUGACGACUAGCAUGUCGUCACAUUCACAGUUCAACAUUGUUGCAGAAAGAAAAGGCACUAUCACGAAAAACAUACAUUGUACAUAUACAUACAUACACAUACAUAUAUAGAUAUAUAUUUUACAAAAAUUCAUUCUAAGCAUAAAGUUACUUUAAAUAAUAAUAAUAUUUUAUAGAAUCUCUUUACUCUCUUGUGUGCAAUUUAGAUUUCCACAUUUUAUUGUAAUGUAUAGUUCCACAUUUAUGUAGACAUAGCUAUGUAUUUAGAACCAUCCCCCCGCCUGCCUACUACUACUCAAUUUGAAAAAAAAGAAGAGAAAAGUGUGUGGCUUUGGGCGAAUUAUGCUGCAAUGUUUUGUAAAAAUAAGCAACAAGUGAAAGAAUAUAAGACACCAAAAUCCCAGUGAAA